AUGCACCAAUUCUUCCCCUCGUCCUCCUUCUUUAACUUCGAAUUUACGCGGGUAGUCGGCACCAUCCCCUUCGGAGGCGCCGAGCUCGCGGAAUGCCUCGACGCGGCCACGCAGAUUACCGGCGAUGACGCGGAGAGCUGGCAUCGUGGCUGGCUGAUCCAGGCCGAAAAGGCGCACGCCAUCGCCCUAGAGGCGACGGAGCAUGGCGAUCGCCAUGCGGCGCGCGACGCCUUCCUGCGCGCCGCCAACUACUUCCGCGCCAGCCAAUACAUGUUCAACGACCGGCGCGAGAGUCCAGACCCGCGCGUUCGCGAGCUCUUUGCCCGGAGCGUCCAGGCGUUUCACCGCGCGAUCCCCCUCUUGGGCCACCGCACGCACAUCCUCCAGGUGCCGUACCGCGAGGGGCAUUUGCCGGGGUAUCUCUUUCUCCCGCCGCUCCAGGGCGGGGACACCACGCGGCAGGAACCGGAGGCCACGGUUCCGGUGGUGGUGUGUAUCAACGGCGCGGACUCGACAUCGGAGGAGCUGUAUCUGCUCUAUGGGGCGAGUGGAUGCCAGCGCGGAUACGCGGUGCUGUUGGUCGACGGGCCGGGGCAAGGAGCCAGCUUGCACGAGACGGGGACAGCCAUGCGCCCGGACUGGGAGCAGGUGACGAGGCCGGUCCUGGACUACGUCGAGCACCUGGCUCACGCGCAUCCCGAGUGGCGCCUGGACCUCUCGCGGAUCGCCCUGGCCGGCGUGUCCAUGGGGGCGUACUAUGCCCUGCGCGGCGCCGUGGACCCGCGCGUCACCGCGUGCAUUGCCAUUGAUCCCUUCUACGACAUGUUCGACCUGGCGACGUCGCGCAUGCCCCCGUGGUUCAUCCGCGCCUGGCUCGCGGGCUGGAUCACCGACGGGGCGUUCGAUGCCACGUGGCGCAUGUUGUCGCGGUGGAAUUUCCAGCUCAAGUGGGAGCUGACCCAUGUCAUGCGGAUCUUUGGGAAGGAGUCCCCGGCGGCGGCGAUGCGCGAGAUGCAGCGGUAUUCGCUGAAGGGGGAUGGGAAAGUGGGAGAGUAUCUUCGUCGAGUGGAAUGUCCGGUGAUGAUCAGUGGGGCAGCGCAGACUAUUUACACUGCGCCGGAGAUCAGUACACUGAGAAUUGCGCAGGCAUUGGAUCAUUUGCCUGACGAGAGGCGACAUCUCUGGAUUGCAAGGGACGCGGGGGAUGGGGGUUUGCAGGGCAAGGUUGGUGCGUGGCGUCUUCUCCAGCAGAAGGUGUUUCAAUUCCUGGAUGAACAAUGGGACGUGAAGCGUAAUAUUGGAGACAUACAGGGUUGA
Messenger RNA from Aspergillus aculeatus ATCC 16872, 1317 nucleotides. Its product is annotated as alpha/beta hydrolase family protein. NCBI's taxonomy places the organism in Eukaryota, Fungi, Ascomycota, Eurotiomycetes, Eurotiales, Aspergillaceae. The record is from RefSeq and is a predicted model, not a curated record. The transcript has a single exon. Bases 1 to 1317 code for a protein of 438 amino acids.